Molecule: messenger RNA, 1295 nt
Organism: Vigna umbellata (rice bean)
Lineage: Eukaryota; Viridiplantae; Streptophyta; Magnoliopsida; Fabales; Fabaceae
Source: RefSeq, a predicted model, not a curated record
ACUGUGAAACACUUGUUGAGAUUCCUAGUUAUUGUCAAAAAAACUACUUGAAUGUUAAAAGUUUGACGCAAUAUUUUGUGCUUGGAGAAACGAAGAACAGAAAAUGUUUUCUUAAAAUAAGUGAUCUUUUAACUUAACUAUGAAAUGGAUUGCGUUGGUUUGCAGACAUUCGUGGAGAUGGGUUCAUGGCAGCGAAGAUGGGAUUUGCGAACUGGGCAGGGCUGAACGCAAGCAGUGCAGUGGCGGUUCGGAACGAGGCAGACAAGAGCAUAUUCUUCCAAUGCUCCAUCGAAGGACUCCAGGACACACUGUGGGCGGUUUCCGGGCGUCAGUUCUACAAAAAGUGCGAUAUCUACGGCACGGUGGACUUCAUCUACGGCAGCGCAGCGGCGGUGUUCCAGGACUGCAUGGUGUACGCGCGGUACAGAGAGUACGUGACGUUCACGGCUCAGUCGCGAGAGGAUCCGAAUGAGAAAAGCGGGUUCAGUUUCCAAAGAUGCGAAUUCAGAAUGUCGCCGGAGGAUGAGAACAGAAAGAAAGAGGUGCAUGCGAGCCUUGGGCGUCCCCUGAGACCCUAUUCCACCGUCGCCAUCCUCCACUCGUACAUUGACUCCAUCGUCGAUCCUAAAGGUUGGGAGCCCAUGCCCCACCAGCCCACCGACAAAGUCACCUACAUCGAGUUUCAGAAUGUUGGGCCGGGCUCUAACACCGACGACAGAGUUAACUGGGCCGGCGUCACGGUCCUUAGAUACCCGGCCCAAGCAGCCCAUUUCACUGCCUCCUAUCUCUUAGACGCCGACUCUUGGAUUCCCUCUUCCGGUGUUCCGUACAACACCGGACUAUAGUCUAUUCAAUCAAAUGUAUCUGCUGCAACAAAUAUUACCGCUAUCUAACAUUUUCAAAUUAAUUUCUUUCUAACCGCUCUUAAAAUUACUUGCUGCUAAUUUAGGCAAAUUUAAAAUAAAGGCUAAUAUAAAUUAAUUGAAUUGAUAAUGAUAAGACGAGAAGUACAAUAUAGUGAAUAAUUAAUUAAUUAAUUAAUUAGUUUUUAAUGUUAGAAAAGGGAUGUGGUAGUAUAAGAGAGGGAAAUGCGAUUGAGUGGCGGGGAACUGUCGUAUCGAGAUGGCGAGGUGGUUAUCACAUUCACCUCUGUGGCUUCCAAUUCCAAAUUAAAAUUCAAAUUUAAAUUUAAAUUCAAAUCCAAACUCAAGGGUGCUACAGUAUCAACAUGCAUACAGAGCUCAAUUGCGUGUUCGAUGCAGCGAAGUCGGUGAGGAGAAGGAGAAGAAGAAGAA